This is a messenger RNA of Darwinula stevensoni, 897 nucleotides long. Lineage: Eukaryota; Metazoa; Arthropoda; Ostracoda; Podocopida; Darwinulidae. The record is from the annotation of a GenBank genome assembly.
AUGAAGUUGCUUCAGAAAAUAUUCAUUGUGACAUCAUAUGACUUCCAGCAUCAGGAUCAACAGGUAACAAAAUCCCUGCAGCUGGAAACCGUCCAGUCACGCCACGACCUCUCCUCGCAGGAAUUGACUGUCUCGCGCAUCGGGGUUCGCUCAGUCGCGAUGGCGUCUUCGGUCGUGGAGUCGGCGGUGCUCUUGUCCCUCAACGCCCUGUCCCUCUUCGUCUUGCAAGAUUCGGUUGUCACAGAUGUAUUUCCCGUUUCCCCGAGGAACAGGUCGAAACCCAUCUCAUUCGACUUCCCAGUCGACCUCCUGCCAUACGUGAAUCAAGGAGAAUCCGCCUUUCACGAGGUCAAGGAUCUGCUGGUUAACGGUGUGUGGGAUCUCGAACGCGACGAGGACGGCAUCGUCGUCAAGAGCCUUUACAGCAAAAAAUACAGCAACUACAUCUUCCUAGCAGAGACGGUGGUGAACGCUUCCGCGGAGGCCCUUGUCGACGAGUACUGGUGGCAUUUCGACAGAAUCACCACCUGGAACACUGCGCAUGAUCUGCUGGACACCAAGCGGAUGGUGGAGGAUUUCUACAUAUGCUACAUCUCUACGGAAUUUCCAGGGGCACCGCCCGAAGGGAAAAACCAUGAGGUGCUCCACACCCAUCGAAAGCUGGACGACUUUUGCUGUGAUCCCUGGGAUGCUGCUCUAGAGGAAACGUUUCAUCCGGAUGGAUUCCAGUUUUCUCCAAACUGGGAAGGUUCCGCCAAAUUCCAGACCGUCAUGAAUGCCGACGUGAAGCUAUACGCAGCGUUGAAGCCACUCCACCGAGUUUACGAGGUAUCCACCCUUUUCGAAUACGCCACGCGUCUCAGAGAUUUUGCUUCGAGGCUGAGGGAUAUCUGGUGA